Messenger RNA from Oncorhynchus mykiss (rainbow trout), 1367 nucleotides. It is a transcript of the gene ctso, whose product is annotated as cathepsin O. Gene Ontology annotation, biological process: proteolysis. NCBI's taxonomy places the organism in Eukaryota, Metazoa, Chordata, Actinopteri, Salmoniformes, Salmonidae. The record is from RefSeq and is a predicted model, not a curated record. Gene Ontology annotation, molecular function: cysteine-type peptidase activity.
CAUGUGUAAAUGUGUAGGUCUAGUCUCCUGAAUUGAACCCAGAGAAGAAGAAGAACGGAGACGGCGAAGAGGAAAUUGAGCUAAAACGAAUAUAUUUUAGGCUACAAUGUCGCUUGUCCUACAAUUCAAAUGACGGGUGUUACAUUGUUUCUCAUGUUCCUCCUAAAUGUAGGCAUACUUACUUUUUCCGAUGUUGCUAGUUGUAGUGACGUUUGGCAAACUAUCAGGAAGUCCAACUGCUCUGCAGACACUGAUGUUGAUUUUGAGUCGUUUAGGAAACAAUUUCAUCGGAAUUAUAAACUCCACAGCGAUUGUUAUGAUCGGCGCAGAUCUUAUUUUAAGAAUUCCAUCAAAAGGCAGGCAUACCUGAACUCAUUGUCAACAGACAAAGACUCAGCAAAAUAUGGCAUUAACCAGUUCUCGGAUUUAUCAAUAAAUGAAUUCAGAGACCUGUAUUUGACUGCCACAGCUGAAACAGUCCCUCCCUACUCAGGACUGAAGACAGGGGGACUGCCUGCCAAGUUUGACUGGAGGGACCAGUCUGCAGUCGGAUCAGUACAGAAUCAACAAGCAUGUGGAGGUUGCUGGGCGUUCAGUGUUGUGGGCGCCAUAGAGUCAGUCUAUGCCAAAUCAGGCCAGCCAUUGAAACAGCUCAGUGUGCAACAAGUCAUUGACUGUUCCUACAAGAACCAGGGCUGCAAUGGAGGCUCCAUUACCAGGGCCUUGAGCUGGCUGAAACAGACUAGGGUUAAGUUGGUGAAACAGUCAGAAUACCCAUAUAAGGCCGAGACUGGAAUUUGCCAUUUAUUUUCUCAGUCACAUGAUGGUGUUUUGGUGAAGGACUUUGCUGCCCAUGAUUUCAGUGGGCUUGAGGAGGCUAUGAUGGGCAGGUUGGUGGAGUGGGGACCCUUGGCUGUGACUGUGGAUGCCAUCAGUUGGCAGGACUAUCUGGGUGGCAUCAUGCAGCACCACUGCUCCUGCCACCAUGCCAACCAUGCUGUGCUGGUCACUGGUUACGACACCACAGGUGACGUGCCAUACUGGAUAGUACAAAACUCAUGGGGAACGUCAUGGGGUAACGAAGGUUAUGUUUACAUUAAAAUGGGAGGCAAUGUUUGUGGUAUUGCAGACUCUGUGACUGCUGUCUUCCUGUGACUGUGUGAGCCAUGGUGACGUUGAUGUUUUUUCUAAAGGGAUUCAUUAGUGUGUUCAGUACUGCCAAAUUCUCGAUCAACUCUUGAAGGAAUUAUUUUCAAGACAAUUCCCAUGGAGGUCAGUCAUUUUCUGGCAACCUUUUAAGUACUGUAUUUUUAUUGAGACAGAUACAAUGUAUAUUCUUCUGAUACAAUAAAAUAUAUUUCUUUGCA